CAGAAUUUUACUUCUCAUGUGCUUGGAACGGGUGUCGCUGAACUCCAAGUCCUUCUGGGUCGCUCUCGUAACGCUUCUCGCCCCUUUGUUACUUUCCCGAUCUUUGAUCAAGAUAUGUGCCCGCUCGAAAUGAGCCCCAACGUCUAACAGCCUUCUCGAAUCCGUGCCGCGCUGGAACGUUAUUGUGAAGAUUCCACGAUGUCAGAGAGAAGCGCGCAGCCCACUGUCACAGCUCUCACCCUUCCGUUGACUCGACCUCAUCCAAAUCGCUUUCCUGCUCCCCUUUUGUCGACCCAAACGCAAGCCGAUGACGGAGAAAGACGUUGAAGAUACUAGCGCUACCGACGUCUCGCAGACUGACGAUCAGGGGCCGACCGUCAAGCUGAAUCCGGCGCGACUGGCCCUGGUGUUCACUGCUUUCAUGCUCGCCUUCGCCCUUACCGCCUUGGACCAGACUAUCCUUUCCACCGCGCUCCCAACCAUUGCCUCUCAUUUCAAUGCAGUCUCGGACCUGUCGUGGAUCGCCAGUGCCUACUUUCUUCCCCAGGCUGGUCUCAUGCUCUUUUUUGGGCGCAUUCUCGGGAUCUUCUCUGCCAAAACCGUUCUCCUGGUGACCGUCGGCAUUUUCGAAGUUGGCAGUCUGCUCUGUGCUGUUUCUCCGAACGUGAAUGUCUUGAUAUUCGGAAGAGUGUUUGCUGGUGUUGGCGCCUCCGGUCUCAUGGUCUCGGUGAUGUACAUUAUAGCCAAGGAUUGUUCCCUGUUCAGUUUUUCACUUCGUAGACGGUAACUGAUGAUACUCUUCAGGUUACAAGCAUUCGGCAAAGACCGGUUUUCAUGGGCGUCUUCGGAGGUGUCUACGCCAUUGCCUCAAUCGUUGGGCCGCUUCUCGGCGGUGUUUUCUCAGGUGAUUGUUUCUGUUUUUGAUGCUACGAAGCAUCACUCAUUGGACCUCUCUUCCAUGAACAGACCAUGUUUCGUGGCGGUGAGUCAUGUACUUUGUAGUGUAUGGGCUCGUUCAAGCCGCACUCUAGCUGGUGUUUCUGUGCGUAUACUGCUCCUCGCUUUGUUCAUGGUUGACGCUUUCUCAUCAUGUUUGUCAAGAUAUCAAUCUCCCGGUCCGUUGGUUCUUUAUCUAUCCCUACAUCUGCCUUGCAGUAUUGACGGCGCAUCAGAUUGGUGGCGUUGCUCUGCUCACUAUCGUAGCCUUUCUGCCCGCCAUUCGAGCAGCUGAGUCGGGUGAGACGACCAUGCAGGCAGUUAGAUCUCUGGAUUGGAUCGGCGUGUUCCUCAGCGUAGGGAUGGUGACUCUGUUCCUGAUUCCGAUUCAAUGGGGCGGAAAUGUGCGCGCUUGGAACGACCCUGUUGUCAUCGCGCUACUGGUCUUGUCUGGGUUAUUCUUGCUGGCGUUUAUCGCAUGGGAGUUGAAGACGGGCGAAAACAGUAUUCUCCCUCUCGCAAUGUUUACGCGGCGCAACCUUCUUGGGCCAUGUAUCGAAGGGUUUUUCGUGAAUAUCUGCUUCAUACUUGCAACGUACUAUCUGCCCUUCAUUUACCAGCUCCGGGGCCAUUCCGCGACGCGAUCCGGGAUCGAUAUAAUCCCUUUCAUGAUGAACAUUAGGUCGGUGUUCAUCCCGCCCUCAGCCUUCUCACAUCCUCGUGCAGCGGCGCUAUGUUCCGGAAUCGUCAUCACCAAAUUCGGACGUCCGUGGCCUUUCCUCUUUUUCGGUCCCAUGGUCGGCGCAAUCGGAUCGGGAUUGCUUUUUACCCUCAAUGGUGACUCAUCGACGGGCCGCAUUAUCGGAUAUCAGCUCGUUCUCGGCGUAGGGCUCGGCGUGACGCUCCAAAAUACGAUGGUCGUUGUUCAAGCUGAUUUCGCCAAGGAAGAAGCUCUGCUUUCCCGAGCAACGUCGGUUGUUACAUUUACGCAGACAUUGGGUGCUGCGGUCGGUCUCGCCAUCGGUGGAGCGGUGUUUUCCACCCAGCUGAAACAUCAUCUCGGUGAAAUCGCCGGGAUAGAUCCAACCGCGAUCGCCACAGCUCUUUCAAGCAUCAAAGCAGUUUUCUCUUUCCCAAUCGAGAUCCGCGACCUUGUUCUCACGGGUUAUAUUCGAUUGCGCUACGGCUCGACUUUCAAGCUGAAUGUCGGUCUCCGGAAUCUUUACAUUCUCUCGUCGACAUCAAUGUUCAAGGACUUCUUUUUCAACCAUGCCCUGGAUCACCGCGAGCCGCACUUCCGUGCACUUGUCGCGCUGGGAAGCUCUGGCGAUGUCGAGCUGCUCUCAGUGCCUGUGCAUGAGCAAUUCUUACCGACGUUCGGGCGCAACCUUUCCCGGCGGGCAAUCGCCAACAGUAUCAGCACUCCGCUCUACGCGCAGCUGAGGCAGCGGUUCCGGGAGCUUUCCCGGUCCGGUCACACGUCCCAUCAGCUGGCAGAUGUCAUCGGGAGGACGUUGUAUUCGACCUUGACCAGUGUUAUAUUCGGCCCCUCCUUCCCCCUGGACACAUACGACGACUUCAUCACUCUCGAUGACGCCAUGACAACCCUGAUGAGUCCCAUCGCGUUCACGGCCGUGGGAGCCAAGAGCGCGCGGAACCGACUGCUGAAGGUGAUGGUCGGAUACAUCGAGGAGAAUGGACCCUUUGCGGACACCUCAGUCGAGAUCGUUUCCAGCGCGCUCAAAUCUGUUGAGACCCUGCCUCUCCACGAGAAGGCUGUCUGUCUCCUCAGCCUCCUGUGGAGCGUCAAUUCGAAUCUGCUCAAGUCGAUCUGGUGGAUGAUGGCCUAUCUGGCCAACGACGCUGAAGCUCGCGAAAGCCUCGUUGCUGAGAUUCGAAACACGGUCGAAGAGCAGUCGGACGGCGACCUCCUUAGCAUGCUUGCUGCGGACAAAGAGCUGCUAUUCCGCCUGUUUCCGUGUGCGGAUGCGGCUGUCACGGAAACGCUUCGGCUGUGCACCCUGCCUGGCAGUCUCCGAGUCGUCGCCCGCGAUUUCGAGUUUCCGACGGAGGACAAAGGGAGCUCCAUUUCUCUCCGAGUCGGUGACCUGCUCAUGGCGAAUCACCGGCCCUAUCAUUUCGACGACGAUGUCUAUCCAGACGCGGGGAAGUUCAAGGCCGAUCGCUUCGUCGAGAAAACUGACACGGCACCAACCGCGAAGAUUAUGUCUUGGGGAUCAGGGGCUCACAUGUGCAAGGGCCGCAUCUUUGCCCAUCACGUCAUGAAGGUCUGGGCGAUUGCGUUUCUCCAAAGCUUCGAGUUCUCGUCUGCGGAGAAGGUACCGGAACUGGCGCCCGGGAGCGGAAACGUGAUUGCAGAUUUCUCACGCGAUAUAGUCGUCAACUUGACCACGCAUGGACACCUGAAAGGCUACCGUCCUCUCCUCGAUCCGCACAGUCUUCCCGGAAACACUCUUCCUGCGAAUUCAUGGAGCAUGGGUUUCAUGUGGCCGUGGAUACAGCGAAAAACUGCUCAUUUCAACCACCAAAACGAUCUUACCACGCUUAUACCGCUGGUUGUCGGGAAUCCGAUGUACAUCGCAGCUUCGACAAACGUCGCGCGCCAGCUUUGGGUGAACGAGAUCAAGAAUGGCCUGGAGCGUCCGGCUGAUUUUACCACUGAUGGCGUCUGGGGCAGCAGCAUCGCGUCUGCGAACGGAGAUGAUUGGAGGAGGCACAGGCGCAUCGUCGCGCCUGCGUUUACUCAGAACAUGUAUCUAAUGUUUUCAUCGGUUCGCUUUGUCUCCGUCGCUGAUUUUUUCGUGAGAUUUACCUCUAUCGUUAACGAAUCUUCUUCGGUGUAUUCGGACAUGAAGAAAGAGUUUCACUCGGGUCAGACCAUCACAAACUUGCAUGCUCUGCUGCUGAGGUUUACCCUGGUCAUGAUAUGUCGUAGUGGUUUCGGUAUUGAAGUGGACUGGAAGCAGCGCAGCGGCUCCUCGAACAGUGCCUCCAUUUUCGAUCGAGCCCUGUCAUUGGCCUCAAAGACCCUCAUCGUCCGCCUUAUCUCUCCGAAAUGGCUCUGGAAGCUGCCUUUCAAAACGCUCAAGGACAUCAACGAAUCGUGGACGACCGUCAUCAGCCUUUCCAAUGAGUUGGCUGCACAGCGGCAGACGGAAUAUUCGAUAGAUAAGGCUGCGGGAGUAGAUGACGUGGCGGACAUAUUCACCAAGCUGGUAUCCACUCUGGAAAGCGACGCAAAAUAUUCGCUGGAUCCUCCCGAGGUCACUGCGAAUAUGCUUUCGCUACUAUUCGCGGGCAACGCUAGCGCGUUGAUGUCCACGAUCGUCAUGCUUGGAUUGCACCCGGACAUUCAAGAGACUGCCUAUCAGGAGAUUCUGCAGAACGUCUCCUCGCCCGAUAAUCUGAACCUCAACGAGAUACAAGACCUCAAAUACGUCCUGGCCUGCAUGAACGAGGCUCAUCGUCUCAUUCCGGCCACGAUCAAUCUGACCAGAGACGUUCCCAACGAUAUCGUGCUCCGCAGCGAACGUCCGGUUCAGCGCGACAUCGUCAUCCAGAAGGGCUCCCGAAUCAUGUUGGACAUCAUGGCCAUCUGUCACAAUCCACAUGACUUUCCUUCUCCGGAAAAAUACAACCCUGAACGCUGGUCCUCGGUCAACGACACGGAUGUGAUCAUGUUCGGCGCCGGGCCGCGGAGCUGUGUCGGCCGGCGGUUUGCGCAAACCGAGGCCGUCGUGUUUUUGGCGCAUCUGCUCCAUGAUUGGCGGAUUGAGACGGUGAUUAACCCGGGGGAGUCUCAUGAGGGUGCUAUGGAACGCAUACUGGCCGGCGCAAGCAUGUUUGGGACAGCCUUUGCAUUGGGUGAGGUUCCAGUUCGAUUGGUCUCUAGAGAUCAGGCUUGAUAUCGCUGCAUCUUCUCGUUUCCCCCUCCUGAACUACGCCGGUAUUUUGUUCCAAAGACAGAGACUGCCGGCGAAAUAUUCAACUAGAGAUGAAAAAAGCUUAGUUAGAAUCUACUCUUAGUUCUUUCUGCGUAUGCGUGUCCAUUAUAUAUGAAUCGUGUCUCGAA
This is a messenger RNA of Mycena citricolor, 5029 nucleotides long. The record is from the annotation of a GenBank genome assembly. Lineage: Eukaryota; Fungi; Basidiomycota; Agaricomycetes; Agaricales; Mycenaceae.